AUGACAUGUAUUGAAAAGUUAGUGAAACGUUAUGAUUGUGGCGAAAUUCGACCCGUGGAAUGGCUAGACAAUUUGGCCUUUCGUCGCAUUGAACAGAUUCAUAAAAAAGCGUCCCAGUCGUCGUCCCAGUUGGCUUUAUACAUUGAUCUUCCCAAAUUCGAUUUUCCGGUUGUGUUUGGUGAAAUGGAAUAUACCCUUCCGGAUGCAAAUGCACCUGCUUCUGGGCAAGCACCGUAUCAUCCCGUCAAUACUGCAACCACUGUCACCUCCACACCGAUGGAUACAGGCGACGAGCUUUCUCAAGGUCGUUCGCAUCCAAUGCAAGCCGCCACAGGCUAUUCAGCCAUUAUCGAUCUCGAUAUUCUUCGAGAAAAUCCCGUGGAAGCAAAGCACCGAAGAUUGGUGCGAAGUCACCGUAACGGGCCUUUGGAUCGAGACUUGAAGCCGAAUCCCAAGAUUCGUGACGAACUCAAUGAAAUCAUGGGAUACCCUCCUUCGCGCAUACUCACUGUCGCAGAAAAGGAUUUGGUUUGGAAGUUCAGAUUUUACCUGACUCGAGACAAACGGGCAUUGACCAAAUUCUUAAAAUGUGUUGUGUGGACGGAUCCCACCGAAGUACGACAAGCGGUCGAUAUGUUACCGUUAUGGGCCGACAUUGAUGUUGAUGAUGCGUUGGGACUGUUAGCAAAAGAAUUUGACAAUCGAGCGAUACGAUCCUACGCUGUCAAUCAGUUGCGAAAGGCCGACGAUGAUGAUUUGCUUCUUUAUCUGUUACAACUCGUCCAAGCUCUCAAGUUUGAACAUAUCAAUGACCGCGGUCCCACCUCUUACGAUUCAUCCCUCGUGCAGUUCCUGAUAGAUCGAGCCGUGAGGAAUCCCAUUCUUGGCAACUAUUUCCACUGGUAUUUGAUGGUCGAAUGCGAAGACAAAAUUGUUGGGAAAAUGUAUGCCAAGGUGGCAUAUCACUACUUUAAGGCUUUACUCGAGGCGCCCAAUGGUCACGAACGUCGUGAUACACUUCGACAGCAAGGUGAACUAAUUCAAACCUUGUCAAACUUAUCAAAGAAUAUUCGAACGAUGAAAGAUCCUCGCGCGAAAAAGAUCGAUAAACUGAGAGCCAUCAUUGCUGAUCCUGACAACGGCUUGCGUGCCAUUCCGUCUCUGCCCUUGCCCUUGGAUCCUGCUCAUGAAGUGUGCGAUAUUCUUCCCGAGAAAUCAAGUAUAUUUAACAGCAAUAUGCAACCGCUUCGCUUAACAUUUAUGUGCACGGAUGGCAUUGAAUAUCCUAUUAUUUUCAAAACAGGCGAUGAUCUUCGCCAAGACCAACUGGUGAUCCAGAUCAUCACGCUCAUGGAUAAACUGUUACGAAAAGAAAAUCUGGAUCUGCGACUCACACCAUAUCGAGUAUUGGCGACGGGGCCCGAACAAGGCUUAAUGCAGUUCGUGCCUUCGAAAUCGCUGGCUGCUGUUUUAAAUGAUCAUCAAAACAACGUUCUCAGCUUUUUCAGAGAACAUCAUCCUCAGACAGGAGAGAACAGUAUUUUUGGUAUCGAUCCGCAAGUUAUGGAAACAUACAUUCGAAGUUGUGCGGGCUAUUGCGUGAUCACGUACUUGCUGGGCGUGGGCGAUCGCCAUCUUGACAAUCUGUUGCUGUCUACAGAAGGCCAUUUGUUCCAUGUCGACUUUGGAUUCAUCCUUGGUCGCGAUCCAAAGCCGUUUCCACCACCGAUGAAACUGUGCAAGGAGAUGAUUGAAGCCAUGGGAGGAGCUGAUUCGCCGCAGUACGACAAAUUCCGCCAGUAUUGCUAUACAGCAUUUACCACCCUGCGACGGAACGCCAACCUGAUUCUCAAUUUAUUUGCGCUAAUGGUGGAUGCCAAUGUGCCCGAUAUCAAAAUUGAUCCCGAUCGAGCAGUGAUCAAGGUGCAAGAGAAAUUCCGCCUCGAUCUUACCGAAGAAUUGGCCAUCUCGUACUUCCAGGGACUCAUUUCAGAAUCCGUCAAUGCUCUCUUUCCGCAGAUUAUGGAAACAGUACAUAAAUGGGCCCAAUAUUGGCGUCGCUAG
Molecule: messenger RNA, 2064 nt
Organism: Radiomyces spectabilis
Lineage: Eukaryota; Fungi; Mucoromycota; Mucoromycetes; Mucorales; Radiomycetaceae
Product: kinase-like domain-containing protein
Exons: 14
Coding region: 1-2064 (687 amino acids)
Biological process (GO): phosphatidylinositol-3-phosphate biosynthetic process; endocytosis; phosphatidylinositol-mediated signaling
Cellular component (GO): membrane; phagophore assembly site; cytoplasm
Molecular function (GO): 1-phosphatidylinositol-3-kinase activity
Source: RefSeq, a predicted model, not a curated record